This is a messenger RNA of Blepharisma stoltei, 1039 nucleotides long. NCBI's taxonomy places the organism in Eukaryota, Ciliophora, Heterotrichea, Heterotrichida, Blepharismidae. The record is from the annotation of a GenBank genome assembly.
AUGAUUGCUCCAAGAACUACAAAAGACAAAAUCCAAGCCCAAACUCCAAUAGUUAUUGUUUCAGACUGUUUAGUGCAAUCUUUUACAGAAGAUUCACAAAGAGCCUUGCAUUCAUCCAAACAACUUGAUUUUGAGCCAAAGCUCUUGCAUUUAUUAGCAUAUUUUAUAUGUAUAAAAUGGUGAGUGUCAUCCAGACCGCCCUAUCAGAGACUAUUAUUCAUAUAUACCCUCGCAUGGUUUAGGAGCCACUAAUUGGGCAGGUAGCGUCGUGUCUGGUGUCCCAAAGUGAGGGACUUAAGCAAAAAUCUGGAGUUUUGUGACCUCCCGAUGAUCAAAUACUUGAGAAUUCAUUUUGCCAGUAGCACCCAAAUCAAUUGAAGCCAGGGUACUUACCUACUCAAACUGCUACUGUUUUUUGCUCCGAAUCGUAGAAGCGGUUGGUAUUUUGAGAGGGGAUCACCUAAAAGUAGGGUAGGCAAUGUAAAUGAUUUAGGCGAUCCCUCCAACAAAGUGUCCCUUAAAUGGAGUGAUAUGGCCAGGGGUUUGAGAAAGGAAUUUGCAUUAUAGGGAUGAAAGAACUGAGUUUGAAAUGAUGAUGCUCAGCAAUAGUCCUAGCCACUACUUAAAAAUCAGAGAUUUCAGUUUCACAAACACUAGAGAUGUAAAUCCACCAAAUUAGUUUGGGCCACACAAAAUUUCUAAAAAAGCUGUGCAGAAUGCCAACUGGGAAUUAGAAACCUUAAAUAUUUAACAUCCUAUAAUGUAAUUAGCACAUUUUGCUUCGCAAUCUGUGCUAUUUGCCUUAAUACCCUUUAAAUUAAUAGGAGUUAUAACGCUGAUAUCACUCUGCCCUUGAGCAACGUUGACUCCUAAAAUUCCAAAGGCAAUAAUGUCGCUAAUUUUAUCCCCAUUCGCAUCUCCUACCAUUCGUGGAUGGUUAUCAAAUGAUUUCCACCCCCCAUUAGCAUUUCCCUUUCCAGAUUUGAUGGUUAUUAAAAUAGGGGAGUCAAAUCCUUGCCCAUUUGAAAGAGCAAAGUAA